This is a messenger RNA of Nicotiana attenuata, 1689 nucleotides long. RefSeq lists its product as uncharacterized. The record is from RefSeq and is a predicted model, not a curated record. The coding region runs from base 1 to 1689 and encodes 562 amino acids. Gene Ontology annotation, biological process: chromatin remodeling. Gene Ontology annotation, cellular component: nucleus. NCBI's taxonomy places the organism in Eukaryota, Viridiplantae, Streptophyta, Magnoliopsida, Solanales, Solanaceae. The transcript is spliced from 7 exons.
AUGAUAUCAGGUUCAGAUUAUGGUUCCGGGAAUCGUGUACGCUUCAAGGCAGUUGAGGAGGCACGAGAAGAAUUAUCCGGCGCACGACCUCGAGUUAGCUGUGGGAAACCUAAUGUUGAAGCUAAUGCCUUAAGUCAUUGGUCGAUGGGUAACGUAGUGCAUUUAGAGAUAGAGAAAAUGGAGUUAUCUAGAGAGCUUCAUCAUGUGGCUUGUUUGGGGGUUUGGUUAGUAGAUUCUGACGAUGGUGGAGUUUUACUCCAGAACAUUGCAGAAUCAUCUCUCAUAGCUGAAGUAAAGGAAAGGUAUUCAUUACUGGAUCAGAGCGUGCGACGGAUGUCAAAAUCGGUUGGAGGCAGCGGGAAAUUUAAGUAUCCAAUUAGUUUGUUGCAUCUGCCUGGAUAUUUUUCUGUCUGUUUUAGCGACAGUUCUAGCGUAAUUUCUAUAGAUUAUAGUGGAUGGGGAACUUUAACGGGAAAGUCUAUAGAGUUGGUGAAGAUCCUCCAGAAGAGGAAGAUCCACAUAGCUUGUGUCCACGAGACUAGAUGGGUGGGUUUGAAGGCCCGAGAUGCUGAUGGGUUUAAAUUGUGGGUCUCAGGACGCGAGAGAGGUAAGAAUAGGGUAGGUAUCUUGGUUGACAUGGAUCUUAGGGAGCUAGUGUUAGAAGUUAGGUGGUUGAACAACAGGCUGAUGGCUAUUAAGCUGGUUGUGGGAGGGUCUACUUUAAAUGUGAUUAGUGCUUACGCGCCUCAAGUGGGUUUGGACGAGGAGAUUAAGAGGCGCUUCUGGGAAGAAUUUUAUGGGUUGGUACAUGGCAUUCCGCUCAUCGAGAAUUUAUUCAUAGGAGGGGACUUCAAUGGUCAUAUUGGAGCGAUAUCUGGGGGGUAUGACGGCUUGCAUGGUAGCUUUGGCUUUGGAGUUAGGAAUGGAGGAGGUACUUUGUUGUUGGAUUGUACUUUAGCCUUUGAUUUGGUGAUUGCCAACUCGUAUUUUCUAAAAAGGGAGGAGCACUUGCUUACAUUCCGGAGUCGUUGGCCGAGACUCAAAUUGAUUAUCUACUCCUCCGGAAGUACGAUAGGAGUCUCUGCAUGGAUUGCAAGCACAGGAGUUGCGGGGAAAGUUGUUGGCUAUGGGAGUAGUGGGGACGCGAGCUGUAUGUGGACCACGACAGUGAAGUGUAUUAGAGUAGCUGCGAGAGAAGUGUUAGGGGUCUUGAAGGGUUUAUCUGGCAGCCACAAAGGUGACUGGUGGUGGGGUGAGGAGGUACAAGAGAAAGUGGCAGCACGGCAAACGGCGUACUUGACGCUUAUAGAGAGCAUGGAUGAGGAGGCGAAGAGGGUGAACAUGGAGGGGUAUAGGAGGGCUAAGAAGGAGGCAAAGUUAGCGGUUACAACAACUAAGACUACAACAUUUGGGUGUUUGUAUGAAGAGCUUGGGGCCAAAGGCGGGGACAAGAAGUUAUACAGGCUAGCCAAGGUGAGAGAGAUGAAGGCCCGUGAUCUGGAUCAAGUUAAGUGUAUCAAAGAUGAGGAAGGUAGAGUCUUGAUUGAAGAGGCUCAGAUUAGAAAAAGAUGGCAGACAUAUUUCCAUAAACUCCUAAAAGAAGAGGGUGAUAGGGACUUUGUGUUGGGCGACUUGGAGCACUUCGAGAUGCGCAGGGAUUUCAAGUAUUGUAGGCGCAUAAGAGAAUAG